Molecule: messenger RNA, 1965 nt
Organism: Sphaerulina musiva SO2202
Lineage: Eukaryota; Fungi; Ascomycota; Dothideomycetes; Mycosphaerellales; Mycosphaerellaceae
Product: Cation_efflux-domain-containing protein
Exons: 3
Coding region: 232-1440 (402 amino acids)
Biological process (GO): monoatomic cation transport; transmembrane transport
Cellular component (GO): membrane
Molecular function (GO): monoatomic cation transmembrane transporter activity
Source: RefSeq, a predicted model, not a curated record
ACCCUUGUCGCAUGCAAUAAUGCCUCGACCACAUCCACCUCUGUUGUGCAACUGCACCGAUUUCGAUUCCUGUCCAAAGCGCGCCUCUUCUCGCCGUUGAUCCACAGCCACCACCGCCGCCGCGUGUUCCUGAACAUCGCCCUGUCGUCGACUUCGCACGCGUCGCCAGUACCGCGCAGCCCCUAUCGCUCGCCAGCUGCUGCUGCUCCUGCUCGCCCGACAGCGCCGGCAAUGUCGACCUCCUCUGUCACCACGUCGGCCGACCAUACCCGUACACACGCUGGCCACUCGCACGCCGGCCAUCACCACCACCACCACCACCAUGGCGACAAUGCAUACCUCACGAGCAAGAAUAAGAACGAUCCCGGCGUGCGCAUCACCAGGAUUGGCUUGUACGUCAAUCUUGGAAUGGCCAUCGCAAAGGGUGCGGGAGGAUAUGUCUUCAAUUCGAAAGCCUUGACAGCUGACGCGUUCCAUUCAUUGACCGAUUUGGUGUCCGAUAUCAUGACGCUGGCCACUAUUUCAUGGUCCAUCCGUCCGGCAACGUUGAGGUUUCCCAUGGGUUAUGGCAAGAUCGAAUCUCUCGGCGCCCUCGCUAUUUCCUUUAUCUUGCUGGGAGGCGGGAUUGGCAUAGGCUUGCAGGCUGUUCUGGCGCUGAGCGAGCAGUUCUUCCCGCACAUCCACGAAGUUUUGUCCCACUUGGGUUUUCUCGCCCACUCACAUUCCCAUCAUGAUCACGACGCCGGCCACGCGGCUGCAGAGCUUGGCCCGAAUAUUAAUGCCGCAUGGCUCGCAGCAGGGUCGAUCGUGAUCAAGGAGUGGCUGUACCGAGCUACGAUGAAGGUGGCCAAAGAGAAGCGUAGCAGCGUGCUUUCAAGCAAUGCGUACCAUCAUAGGAUCGAUAGUUUGACUGCUUUUGUCGCCCUAUUCACUAUUAUUGCCAGCCAUUUCCUCCCAGGCGCACGCUGGCUGGACCCAGUAGGUGGCUUGGUAAUCAGUGGCAUGAUUGUACAAGCGGGAUGGGGAAACACGAUGUCGGCCCUCUACGAGCUCGCAGAUCGAGGAGUCGAUGAAGAGAUUCGGGAAAAGGCACAAGUGUCAGCGGCAGCGGCAGCUGAAGCGAAUGGCGCGGAGAUUCGUGGGUUGCAAGGCAUCAAGUCCGGCCAGAACCUGAUUUUUGAAGUUGAGGUGCUUGUACCAAAGGAUUGGACAGUCAUGCGCACUGACGAAGUUCAACUUGCUAUCCGAGAUGCAAUCGCGCAGAAAGUCAGGGGUACCAAGCGUGUCACUAUCAAGUUCACCACCAAAAGUACUAGCACUGCUUUUGAAGACGAUUUUGUGGCAAGAAGCGACGACCCCGAGCACGGCGCGGAUGAUCAUGGCGAUCACGACCAUGGGCAUGCCAACGGACAUGCAACGGAAGACGACAAGCGCAAGUGACGAGCGAUCAAAGUGAUCAGGAGCACCACUGGAAAGGAUCGCGAAAGCAAGGAGCAUCAAAAGUCACCAGGAAGCACUACAUCCUUCAACAUGUCACGUAUUAUUACGAUACCCUGGCGUUGUUCGAACGCUUCUGUAACAUUGUGGCUUACUUGCCUUUUGCUAGAUCGAUGAAUGGCUGAAAAUAUACGACAGCGCAGAUUAAGCUCUCGGCUACCACCCAGGUUUAGCACUCCAGAGUGCCUUGUUAGGUGACGACGCAGCAGUUUCGCGAACUUCACAUGGGAACACGCACAAUAUAUUGAAGAUGGGUGGUCCUUUGCGUUCGGCACUCUCGACUCUGGACACUUCAUAGAUAACCUUGUUGCAACUGACAGGUACUGUAUAUAAGCCGACCUCAACAUGCAUGCUUUGUGGGGUGAUGAUUGAGCUACCAGACUCGCCAAUCAAUUCCUCGCUAUGCACCCUUUCUGUCUAACUGGUACGAAUGAGGCUGAUGAGUCUCUGUCCUUGGUAGUGCCAUUU